This is a messenger RNA of Drosophila biarmipes, 447 nucleotides long. It is a transcript of the gene UQCR-11L, whose product is annotated as cytochrome b-c1 complex subunit 6, mitochondrial. NCBI's taxonomy places the organism in Eukaryota, Metazoa, Arthropoda, Insecta, Diptera, Drosophilidae. Gene Ontology annotation, biological process: mitochondrial electron transport, ubiquinol to cytochrome c. The record is from RefSeq and is a predicted model, not a curated record. The coding region runs from base 122 to 382 and encodes 86 amino acids. The transcript has a single exon.
GCCAUGAUAGUGUGGACUCCCUCAGCCGUCAGUCUCGGAACAAUAGAAAUAUUUCUGAACAAGAGUCAACAGGAAACGUUCCCCGGCCAAUAUAUUAUCCACAUUUUUCAAAACUUUAAACAUGGCAUUUAAAAGCUGGACCUCGCUGCCUACCGUCAAAGCCGAGAAUGACGAGGAGGAGUUAGUCGAUCCGCAAGCAGCCCUUAGGGAGAAAUGCCAAGCUAAAGGUCACAUUGAUUCCCUUUACAAAAAGUAUCAAGAGUGCAAUGAUCGCGUAAACGGCAAAUCCAAAACAACUGAGACGUGCAUGGAGGAGUUAUUCGACUUCGUUGCCGAAUUGGACCAUUGCGUGGCCCACAGUCUUUUCAAAAAGCUAAAGUAACUAAAUGCACUGCGCGAAAAUUAAAUUAGCAAUUAAAUAAACAAGCAUAUAUAAUAGAACAAAAA